Chondrus crispus (carragheen) is the source of this 600-nucleotide messenger RNA. RefSeq lists its product as hypothetical. The transcript is spliced from 4 exons. NCBI's taxonomy places the organism in Eukaryota, Rhodophyta, Florideophyceae, Gigartinales, Gigartinaceae. The record is from RefSeq and is a predicted model, not a curated record. The coding region runs from base 1 to 600 and encodes 199 amino acids.
AUGCAUCACGAGAGGUUUUCCGGGGAAAGUCUGGAAUUUCACUCAGAACGUUCUUCUAGCAUUCUAUUGGCCAGGCGGGGAUACUCUCUGUUGCUCUCGGCGACAGAAGCAUUUCCUUGUUGUCUGCGUAACGAUGAACGGGACAAACAGGACACUUUAACCUACCUGCACGGUACAAGCCGUUCGUCCCACUUCUAUAAGAACCACACCAUCAUUCUGUUUAGAAGUCCUGGCAUGGCUACGAUGGCUAUGGCUACAAAUCACUCUUCGGCCCAGCCCUCCACCCCGCUUCUCCCAACUCACUACGGAAGCGCUUGCAUGCCGCCUGUCACUACCCCGUUUCCACAAGACGCGGACGAAAACCAACUUCCUGAGCUCUCCCAUUGGUACUCUCGUCCGGGAGUUCGCGUCUUUUUCGCAGCUUGGUUUUUGUUUUUCCUUCUCGCUUUCGCCGUUGUAGUAGGGACAGUGACAACUGCUCGUGACCCAUCCGAAUAUCCGGGCCACGACAACGAGUACCGGUUAUCGAACUUGUUGCAACAAAGGCCAUGGAGCCGAAUUUGCAUCUUCCCCUUCCCCCCACAAUCAGAACCAAUUUGA